GUUUUAUCUUCGCAAUUUCUCUCGUUUCUGUAGUACCUCUUUCUUAUUUUAUUGGGAUGGCAGUAGCUUCUAUUUCUGCACAAUCCUCAGCUGGUCUUGGUGCUGUGGUCAAUGCCACUUUUGGUAGUAUUAUAGAAAUCAUUUUAUAUUCAAUUGCAUUGACUUUAGGAGAAGGUAAACUUGCCGAAGGCAGUAUUAUUGGGAGUUUAUUGUGUGGUGUACUCCUUCUGCCUGGUUUGAGCAUGAUUAGUGGAGGAUUAAAACGCAAAGAGCAAAAAUUUAAUGCUAAGAGCGCAGAACCUGAACAAUCCAUAUACAGACGACUUGUUCCCCUUCAUAUAUUACAGCAAUUACUGCCACACCAUUCAACACAAGAUAGUCCAGUUGGUACUACACAUUCAGCUCGUCCCACGUCAGCACCUGACCCAAGUACAGAUAUUAAUCAUAAUUCACCUUUAAACGAUCGCAACAUUCAUUUGGAUACAAUCGCAGCAGCAGUAUCUUUUGCAGAAACGAGAGAAAUUGCGAAGAUAAAACCUUUUGAG
Molecule: messenger RNA, 545 nt
Organism: Racocetra fulgida
Lineage: Eukaryota; Fungi; Glomeromycota; Glomeromycetes; Diversisporales; Gigasporaceae
Source: the annotation of a GenBank genome assembly